GCUUGCUCUCACUCCCUUCAGGCGGCUUUUUUACCGGUCAUUCUUUAAGUCUGUUCUCAUGCGUAGUCACCAGAAAAAGAACAACGUCAUGAAAAUUGUCAGCAUGUUGACUCUCAAAAAUAAAACCACACUUUGUUUGUUUUCAUUCUGGCUCUCGGUGAAUCACUGCAGCUGUCAAACGCAAGGCGUGGUGCUGAACUUCUCCGGCUGGACCAGAUGAGCUGAAAAGACGUGUUGUGGGAUGAAGGUCAGAAACGGCGGGACACAGGGGACCUAGUGGCAGAGAGUGAAUCCUGUUUAUGCAUGAAGACGCUGUAACGCACCAUGGACACCAGAGGGCGCCACGAUCACCACAAGGCCCAAGGCGACGCUAGCAGGUCUCCCUACCCGGACAGGAGCCCUAAGUACCCGCCACCCGAUCCGAGGGAGAGGGAGAGGUCCAUGGGCUACCCAGAGGCUCAUCACAGAGAUUAUUUCACCAGCUCCCCUCACAGACCAGAGUAUAAUGACCCCAGAGGACAGUAUGGGGGACAGUAUGGAUAUGAUCAACAAGAUCAAGCAAGGCCCGGGUACGAAUACCCUCCUCAACAAUGGGAAUACAGAGAUUAUUAUAAUCAGUACGACCACGACCCGUACUGGGGACAGCGGAGAGGCCCAGAUGGUGGGCAACAUGUUUCCAAUGACUCACGGCGGUACCAGGACAGGACGUAUGAACAGAUGCAUUCUGGGUAUUCCAAUUCAGAAUACUACAGGUCUGACCAGCUGACAGACCAGGGUCACUACUAUGAUCCCAGAGAGGUCGCAGAGCCCCCGGCCUCGACCCGGCUCUCAGAACAUUCCAGAACCCCAGGCCUGCCCCUGACCAGUACCAACUCUCUGGAAUAUUCCAAGGCCUCAGGCUUGUCAUCCAGCGGCUACGAGCUGAGCCAGUACAUGAACGGAGCUGACCAGAUCGAUGUUGACUCUCAGUCUCUCCUUCCUCCUCCUCCUUCUUGUUUUGAUCCAGAACCCGUUCCUGUCGCUCCUCUGAAGUACGCAAUCCCUCACGCGGUGGUCAGUUUCGGUACUGCAGGCCAACUGCUCCGGGUCAGCCCGGGUUUGUCCACCAAAGAGAACCAGCUAGAGAUCCACAGUCUGGAGGUUAUUCUCGGGGAGACCCAAGAACAACAGGACUUGAGGAACUUCCCUGGGCCUUUAACCAGGGAAGACUUGCACAAAGUCGACGCUAUGGAGUUCGCCCACAAGAGGGCAGCCGCGAGCUUGCGAGACGUCCCCCAGGACAGCGCCUCGGCCGCCCUCUUGUGGAAGCUGCUGAUUCUGCUUUGCAGGCAGAACGGACAAAUAGUUGGAUCUGAUAUUGCCGAGUUGCUGCUCCAGAACCCGUCCAGCGAGGAAAGGCCUGACAGCCGGGCUCCGAUGCUGAUUGACUUCAGCGAGGGCCCGGCCCCUGUCACGGUGCCCUGUGUUGUUGGAGACGACCUUCUCACCGGCACUGCGACCCACUCCAGUGCAGAGAGCUCGAAGGUGGCCCUGGACAAAUACACAUCGCUGCUAUUGGCCGGGAGGAAGAAGGAGGCUUUAGAGUCGGCCAUGAACAGUGAGUUAUGGGGACACGCGCUGUUUCUGGCCAGCAAGAUGGACAACCGCUCCUACACCACCGUACUGAACAGGUUCACCGGUCAGUUGACCUUAAGCGACCCCCUCCAAACGCUCUUCCAGCUGCUCUCUGGGAAAACUCCUGCAGUAUCCACGUGUUGUGGGCAGGAGAAGUGGGGGGACUGGAAGCCCCACCUGGCCGUCAUGCUGGCCAAUGAGACGGCGGAUCCCAACGUACAGAAGAAGGCGGUUGUUGCCAUGGGAGACACCCUAGCCUCAAGAGGUCUGCUCCACGCAGCUCACGUCUGCUACCUGACGGCCUAUGUCCACUUUGGGUUCUUCACUCAAAAGACUGACCGGCUAGUUCUCCUGGGCUCCAGCCACAGAUUGUCCUUUUCAAAGUUUGCCCAGAAUGCGGCCAUUCAGUGCACAGAGGUAUUUGAAUACAGCCAAAAUCUAGGAGGAAAACAUUUUUCUAUUCCAACAUUUCAGGUGUAUAAGUUGCUGUACGCCACCAGGCUGCUGGACUGGGGCCUUGCAUCGCAGGCAUACCAUUACUGCGAGCUGAUUGGUCAGAGCAUCCUAAGACAUAAUGAGCCCCAGCUCGUCCUGACCGGGGAGGUUAUCAAGUUGGCUGACAGGCUGAAGCACUGCGAGGGCCAGUUGAGCGGCGAGUCCUGUGGGGGAGCUACAUGUGACCCCAGCUGGCUGCAACAGCUGCGUCUCAGGCUCCAAGGCUUGCAGACGGGAAAUGAUGACAGCAUGGGAGCCUAUCUGCCCCCAGUUGAUGGGAGCACCCGGGCCAAUCAGGACACAGGUACACCACCAGAGGAUUACCCCCGCUAUGAGCGAGGGACAGAAGGAGGGGAAGGAGGAGCAGAGACCACAGGCCGGGCUGGUGGAGCCAUGCAACCACCCACAGACGAGUGGGAGCCUCAGGACCCGGGGUUCCAGGCUAAUGCUCCACCUUCUCCAUCGCAGCCCUACACUCCUCCACCUCCAGCACAGCCCUAUGCUCCUCCACCACCAGCUUAUCCUCACGCUCCCCCACCUCAACCAGAGCUCUAUGCUCCCCCACCUCAACCAGAGCUCUAUGCUCCUCCACCUCAACCAGAGCUCUAUGCUCCCCCACCUCAACCAGAGCUCUAUGCUCCUCCACCUCAACCAGAGCUCUAUGCUCCCCCACCUCAACCAGAGCUCUAUGCUCCCCCACCUCAACCAGAGCUCUAUGCUCCUCCACCUCAACCAGAGCUCUAUGCUCCUCCACCUCAACCAGAGCUCUUUGCUCCUCCACCUCCAGCUGCUAGCGGAGCCGUUGACCAACAGCUCGGUUAUUAUCACUCAAAUGCCGCCCAGGUCAUCACACCGUCCACAGGGUUCCUGCCGAUGGUUCCUCUGGAGAAUGUGUCCGGAGAAAACUUGGUGGGGUAUCAGGUGAACGGCAACAGGGACGAGACGUGGCCUGGGGUUCCACAGGCAACGACUGCAGAGGAGACGGCUACAGAACCAGCCGACACCAAACAACCAGAUGGCAGCAAGGCAGGCUGGUUCAGUAGAUGGUUCAAAUCCAAGCCCAACAAUGAACAGAAGGAGAUGUCAGAUCAAGCCAAACCCUCUCAAACAGCGUCAGAAACCCCUGCCCCACCCGGGGGCUCCUACGACUGGGCUCAACACCAACGCGGCUUCAAUCCCGGCCCACCGUCCACCGGCAUGACUCCUCCAUAAAGCACAGGGCCCCUUUGACCUUCACCAGUAAGGAACAUGGGAACGCUGCAUCUUGGAUGGGAAGGGCCCAGCACCAACGACCGGCCCCACAACCCUCCCCUCCCCUCCACCAAGUAGGGCUUUUUUUGGAUGACCUUUGAAACUCCCUGUUCUUGCGCACCUUGGCAGCACAAACCGUUACAGAAAUACACGCGCAAGCCAGUCAUGGAAGAAACUUUUCAUGUCAAUGUCGCCACUCACAACUCACAAGUCACAAGUCGUGACAUUGCCCCAAAACAGCUGAAAGUAUUAUACUUCCGGAAAAGCUUAUGUCUGCCUAUGAGCAUCAUGCAUGUAUUUUGGGUCUCGUUCAUAUAGACCAAGAAGGAGGAGCAGUAUUUGUGAAUGAAGACAUAAUUCCUGACAAGGUAUUUUUAUAUAGACAACAGAUGUUGACAACAUGAGACCGUAAUCCUACAUUGAGUAGUUUUCCAGGAUGAUUUGGCUUGAAAAUAGUGUUGUUGGAUGUAAAUCUUCUUCCAAUUACCAUGUCUGACUUGGAACUCAUCUGAGGUUGAGAGCUAGAGAUGUAUUGAGGAAUUUGCUGGACUUGCUACACUUAAUUUUGUUAACGUUUUUUAUCAACUUAAAGAUGCCCACCUCUUAUUUAAUAAGAGUUGAGGGUUAUACCACAAUCAUAAAUAGUUCAAUGCUUUGUUUUCUUGUCAUCAUCAGAUCACGUUCAAAUCAUUAGAAAACAAAAGUGUAACAAAUAAACCUGUAAUGUUCUUGAUUAUUUAUUUUGAGAAGAAGAGGGUAGACUGCAUAUAAUUGUGUCGUAAUAAAGUUUUUCUUUGUACGGGAUGUUGUCGUCAUUCUCUGUCAAGUGGAAUACAUUUGAAGCAAUUUGGAGAAAACAGCAAUCCAGUUAAGGUAAGUAAUCCAAUCAAUUUAUUGAGGGUCGCUUUGUCGGAACAUUUGAUCUUUUGAUUGCCUAAAAAAUAGCAGCCCGUAGCUUUAAGAGGGAAAUACUGUGUGCUGUCUCAGUCAACGGUGCAACACAUGGGGACAGUCCGGGGGGCCGGGGGGCCGGGGCUUGGAUGGCCCUCUGUCUGGCCCCCAACCAGUACCCUUGAUUUAUCCGUUAAUCCCGUCUUUGCAUUGUUAGGCUUGCAUCUGAUAUGUUCAAGAUACAAACAUUUUAGACCAUCAACCCACAGAGACAACAUCUCCAAUGUGGCCUACCAAAGUUUACCAAUUUGUAACAGUGUUUAAAUGUUAAUGUCUGAGAUUGAAAUAGGAUAUAUUGUUAAACUACUACAAUGUUUUAUUGUUGAGUGUUCACAGGGGUGUGACGUCAAUGAGAGCAGCACUAAUUCAAUUCAGCGAAUAAAAAUACGGUUUUAAAAAGACUUGGGCCAUAACUGAAAUUCCAUGUAAGGCUUUACACUUUGAGUUCUGUGACUGGCAACAUGGCAGGUGCCAUCUCCAUUUACCACGAGUCGGCAGGACGGAAUGGCAGCCGGACACACUGGCUCUGAGAUGAAGCAUAGUCGGGCAAACAUCUUCGCGAGGAAUAUGGGCCGGCCCUUCUUUUGGAUGUGUCCUAAAGCAGGGGGUCCUGAAGGGGGGAUCCAUCAGAUAGGUUGACAUUAUCAUGUUGAGAAAAGUUAGAAAAUGAAAGCUGCAAUCAGCAAUUGUUGCGCACCCUACUUUGUUUUAAUUAAAUUGGGAUUUGAUUGUAUCGCACGGCUCUCAUGCAUUCGGUGGGCAAUGACACUCAAUCAAAACAUAAUUGAAUCAAAACAAAGGCGGCGAGCCAAAAUGUCUGAUUGCAGCUUUAACAUAAUCUAUAUUGUUGAACAUUAUAGUAGUGCCUCCUUCAGUUUUCAAAAAUACCAAUAAUUAUUCUUUGAGAGGAAAACCUUAACAUUAUUGCAAUUGUAAUUAUAAUGAUCAAAGAAACAGGCAGGACAUGUAGGAAU
This is a messenger RNA of Gadus chalcogrammus (walleye pollock), 5285 nucleotides long. RefSeq names its product SEC16 homolog B, endoplasmic reticulum export factor (gene sec16b). Gene Ontology annotation, biological process: autophagy; COPII vesicle coat assembly; Golgi organization. Gene Ontology annotation, cellular component: endoplasmic reticulum exit site; ER to Golgi transport vesicle membrane. NCBI's taxonomy places the organism in Eukaryota, Metazoa, Chordata, Actinopteri, Gadiformes, Gadidae. The transcript is spliced from 24 exons. The coding region runs from base 325 to 3321 and encodes 998 amino acids. The record is from RefSeq and is a predicted model, not a curated record.